Exophiala viscosa is the source of this 975-nucleotide messenger RNA. RefSeq names its product transaldolase. Gene Ontology annotation, molecular function: transaldolase activity. Gene Ontology annotation, cellular component: cytoplasm; intracellular anatomical structure. The record is from RefSeq and is a predicted model, not a curated record. Gene Ontology annotation, biological process: carbohydrate metabolic process; pentose-phosphate shunt; pentose-phosphate shunt, non-oxidative branch. Lineage: Eukaryota; Fungi; Ascomycota; Eurotiomycetes; Chaetothyriales; Herpotrichiellaceae. The coding region runs from base 1 to 975 and encodes 324 amino acids. The transcript is spliced from 4 exons.
AUGUCUACCUCACUCGAUCAACUGAAAGCUUCCGGGACCACCGUCGUUUGCGACAGCGGCGAGUUCUCCACGAUCAAGAAAUACCAACCUCAAGAUGCCACCACAAACCCCUCCCUGAUCCUCGCGGCCUCCAAGAAGCCCGAAUACGCCAAGUUGAUUGACCCGGCUGUCGAAUAUGGCAAGCAACAUGGCGGAUCAAUUGACGAACAAGUUGACGCCACACUUGACCGUCUCUUGGUCGAGUUCGGCAAGGAGAUUUUGAGCAUUGUUCCCGGCAAGGUCUCGACAGAAGUUGAUGCUCGAUUCUCCUUCGACACCAAAGCUUCAGUUGAAAAGGCACGCCACAUCAUUGAGCUCUACAAGUCCAUUGGCAUCGACAAGUCUCGCAUCCUGAUCAAGAUUGCCUCCACCUGGGAGGGUAUCAAGGCCGCUGAGAUCCUGCAAAAGGAAGGUGUCAACUGCAACCUGACCCUCAUGUUCUCUCUCGUCCAAGCCAUUGCUGCCGCCGAAGCCGAUGCUUUCCUCAUUUCUCCCUUCGUUGGUCGUAUCCUCGAUUGGUACAAGGCAGCCAUGAAGAAGGAUUUCUCUGCUCAAGAAGAUCCCGGUGUCAAGAGUGUGCAAUCCAUUUUCAACUACUACAAGAAGUACGGCUACAAGACCAUCGUCAUGGGCGCGUCAUUCCGAAACAUUGGCGAAAUCACCGAGCUGGCCGGCUGCGACUACUUGACCAUCUCACCUAACCUGUUGGAGGACCUCUACAACUCCAAAGACCCCGUCCCCAAGAAGCUCGAUGCUUCCGCAGCCUCCUCCUUGGACAUCGAGAAGAAGAGCUACAUCAACGAUGAGGCGACAUUCCGCUUCUACUUCAACGAGGAACAAAUGGCAGUUGAGAAGCUUCGCGAGGGUAUCAGCAAGUUCGCUGCUGAUGCUGUUACAUUGAAGGGCAUUCUCCGGGAAAAGAUUGAGAAGGCUUGA